AUGGCAUCAGUUAUGGAAGAUAUUGCAUUCUUAAAUAAAAUGGGGGCAGCUUUGAGGAAUUUCACUCUGGUGAGUGAAAUACCCAAAGAAGAGGUGCUGCUGAUAUUAACAGAUUGCCAUACAGAGUCAUAUUGUUCCGCAGGCGAUGCGACUUGGAGCGGCGGCAUAGGAAACAGCCGCGGCGGUGCAGGCAACAACCGCGGCGGUGCAGGCAACAUCCGCGGCGGUGCAGGCAAAAACCGCGGCGGCCCAGGCAAAAACCGCGGCGGCCCAGGCAAAAACCGCGGCGGUAAUAGCAACAACGGCGGCGGCACGGGCAACAACCGCGACGGUACGGGCAACAACCCCGGCGGCACGGGCAACAACCGCGGCGGUACGGGCAACAACGGCCGCGGUACGGGCAACAAUGGCGGCGUUACAGGCAACAACGGCCGCGUAAACAAACGCGGCGGCCAUAUGGAUUCAGAAAAUUUCAUAGUGAAAUUUAUAGAAAUGUACAAAGCCCAUACUUGUUUGUGGUCAAUAAGUGACGAGGCAUAUCAUAAUAAACAAAUGCGCAAUAAUGCGUUAAAUUCAAUGCUGCCGGCAUUUAAAGAAAUUAAUCCAGAUGCAACCAUAGCCACAGUGGCUAAAAAAAUUAAAAGCAUUAGGAGCGUUUUUAACAAGGAAGUUAACAAGGCAAUUGAAUUAAUGUACGAAAAGGAGGAAAGUACAUUAUCUCUCCUACCAGUAUUUUAUGAUGGCGGCGAAAACGUAGAAAUAUACUUCGAAAAAUUCUUCAAAGAGAAGAAAACUAUAAUCUACACGCAUAAAAAGUCCACAGACGACCAAGCAAGUUGGUGCAAAAGUGGGCCUGGCCCACAGCAGAAAGGAGAAAAUAAUAAGGGCGGCGAUAGUCGCGGCGGCCAAGGAUACAAUCGCGGCGGACGAGAUAAAAACCAGGGUGGUCAAAAAAACAACCGCGGUGUCCAAAAUAAUAAUCGCGACGGGCGAGGCGACCGCGGCGGUUAUAAUGCUGCCAGCCGUGGCAGUGAUGAUACUGCCCACCAUGGCGGUUAUAGUGCCGUCCGCGACGAGAAGAGUGCCGUCUGCGAUAACGUCCGCAGUAUUCCUAAACCGACUGUUAAAAUGAUUCAGAUAAAUUGUAUAAAAUGCUCAACGAAUGAAGAAUUAGACUGUUUAGAAGAAAAGCUGAAAAAUAUGGACCGGCGGAACAAACAAGAAGCAAUUGAUUACAUCAAUGAUAAAAGAAAUGUAUGA
Molecule: messenger RNA, 1260 nt
Organism: Ctenocephalides felis (cat flea)
Lineage: Eukaryota; Metazoa; Arthropoda; Insecta; Siphonaptera; Pulicidae
Product: probable H/ACA ribonucleoprotein complex subunit 1
Exons: 7
Coding region: 1-1260 (419 amino acids)
Source: RefSeq, a predicted model, not a curated record